UGUGAACAUGAACAUCGUCAAGGGACGAAAGACUACACAGAUCCGAUCAUGAACGGAAGAAAUUCUUCUCAAGGAGCCUCUGCUGAUGCCGAGCCGAAGCAUGUGUCGACUGCUCGAUGGACUCCCGCCAAUGGUAUUGAAGCGGUCACAACCGCCACGCCCGCAAGCGCAAGCCCAGAUGAGCCAAAAUCACCACCUGCCAAGAGAAGGAGAGAAGAGCGGGAGAGGAGCAGAGUCAGUAGGGCUUGCGACCGAUGAAAAAAGUAAGAUGUACUGGAAGAUGUCCUUGUGCGCUCUGUCUGAGAUCAGGGCUGCCGUGUGAGUUUACUGCAUCGUAUACGCGAGGUCGACUUCCCUCUGUUAUUGUCGACGAUUCCGCGGUAGCUACGGAUCCCUUACUACAAGGACGAAAAGAAAGCUUAACAUCAGAACCACCUGUGAAAGAUACGUAUGCAGCAUCGGCAAUGCAAUACCCACGUAUAUACCCAAGCCCAUCAACUCCGAUCGAUCCACCGUCUUACUCAAAUUCCGACAAUCCAAAUCCAAAUCCAGAUACUCUCAACAUGGCUACCAAUGCCAACAGUCGCCCUUCCUCUCGAGACUCUCCUGUGCCACAAGGAGCUCAAAGAGACCAAGAAGGUCACUACGUUGGAUCUUCGAGCGCAGCUUCCUUCCUUAUUCGUAUUCAGAAGCGUUUGCAUCAGAAUUCUUCCCUCUCACAUGACUCUACCAUCUUUACUUUCGGAGACGCUCCGCUCCCAGAGUUUGAUCUUUCCAUAUUCGUCCCACCACCGAAGCCUGAUGCGCAGAGGCUCGUAGAACGAUAUUUCGAAUACGCGGCACCCACUCAUCGCUUCCUACAUCGACCGACGAUCGAACAGCUUGUAGAGGAGUUUUAUGAGACCCAAGGUGAAAUGAGGAGUAAGGAAGACGGCAAAGCGAAGGCAGCGUUGUUGAUGGUGGUAUUCGCGCAAGCACAGGCAUAUAUGCCGCCUGGCAGUUCAGUGCAAACUAGCAGCGCUCGAUUUUUCCGCGCGGCUGAAAACCUGCUCUCUGGAGAACGUGGCGCUGUAAGACUAGCGAGUGUCCAGGCACGAUUGUUACAGUGCUUCUACCUUCUGACACAGUCCCGCAUCAACCACUGUUGGAGCCUCUUUGGCACGCUGUCACAUCUCGCCCUUGCCAUAGGGUUGAAUCGUGGUAGGAAAUGCGAUCCCUCAACCAAGGUGGACUAUGUGGAAAUUGAGAGUCGAAGACGCUUGUUCUGGGUUGCAUACUCACUUGAUAAGUACCUUGCUGCUGCUCUUGGUCGGCCACGAACCUUCAAAGACGAGGAUAUCGAUCAGGAGCUCCCAACGAUUGUCAAUGACAAUGACCUCCAUCCGAAUUAUAUCAAUCUCCCAACGCGAUCUACUUAUUCGUUGAUGACAGCCCCAGUUGAGCACAUUAAACUUACACGCAUCGUCUCUCUCGUGCUACGAGAUUUGUAUUCGAUUCGUCCACCCAGUCUGGCCUUGCGCGUUGAGCUAUCGGCGAAGUACACUUCGGAGUUGCACGCGUGGCACAACUCGCUGGUCGGAUUCCUCUCUGGCUCCGCCUCAAAUGCACAUAUCGACAACCAGCUGCUCAUACCAGUCUACCAACGUCAGCGUUCCGUUCUCAAUCUGGCGUACCACCACGCGCUUUUACUUAUUCACCGACCUUUCUUACUGAGGGAUUUCGCGAGUUUGACGCAUAUGCCAACCCAUCCAAACUGGAGUGCCACAAACUACGACGCAUCAGCCAACAUCACUGCCUGUCUCGAAGCUGCCAUGUCCCUGGUACGUUUCGUAGACGAUGUAUUUAUGUCGUCCAAUCUCUUCCGCUCUUUCUGGUUUACCCAGUACUAUGCAUUCUGUGCAGUGGUAGUGCUAUACAUCCAUCGCAUUCAACAGGGCUUGGGUGUGAAGACUAAAGUAGAGUGCGAAGGCUUUUUUGAGGCAGGUGUAAAGUGUCAAAGACAAUUGGAGACAGUCAGCGACACUGACUGCCUUGCGCACCGUUACUGUGUUGUCCUGGAAGAACUUAGGACUGAGGCGGUACGGCAAUCAGGGAGGCUAUCGACGCCCGCAGCAUCGGUUGAUACGCCUACACGCGACAACCCCAGCUUCCACGAUAACCCGAUUCUUCCACUGCCCUUGUCUGCACCAACUCCCGAUGCUGUACCACCGUCGUCAAAUCUGUCAAAUCUGCUUUACAACACUACUGGCAAUAACAAUAUCCCACCGACACCAAACGGUGCAGAAGCAUUUGGUACGACUAACGCAACCUUCACAUUUGACCUACUCGAUUGGACAGAUUUUGCUAGUUGGGGACAAUUCGAGGGCCUUGUGACAGCCGGUAAUGGCUCGUUUGACCCUGCAGGUGUAUCACAGAACGAGAACGACUUUUGGUUUGGCUCGUGAGGAAAUGUUGCGCGAGCGUAAGACAGAGAAUUGUAUCUUACAAUCUGUACGCACAAGUAGGGCCUACUCUGAAGAACACAUCUUAGUUGAGCUGAAGAGUCUCAAGCAGGAAACCUGGCGGGUACCCUUAGAGUAGGUUUUAAUGCAUAGGGAUAUAAACUAAAAGUUCAAGUCUAAGUGUAUUGACUUCAUCGCAAACUAAACGUCGGAACGCCGGUAGGGGUAUCUCGAAAGGAAAACAGUCUCAAAUCGUUCCAUCAUUCUCCAUUUAUCAUAACCAUCUCUUGUCGUUUAACGCUCACAUUCUCAACAACCUCCGCCACCUUGGCCUAGAAGGCUGCUCUGGCUGCUGCACUGCCGCCUCUGCUGUUACUGCAGCAUCA
This is a messenger RNA of Alternaria alternata, 2827 nucleotides long. Its product is annotated as fungal-specific transcription factor domain-containing protein. The record is from RefSeq and is a predicted model, not a curated record. Gene Ontology annotation, cellular component: nucleus. Gene Ontology annotation, biological process: DNA-templated transcription; positive regulation of transcription by RNA polymerase II. Lineage: Eukaryota; Fungi; Ascomycota; Dothideomycetes; Pleosporales; Pleosporaceae. Gene Ontology annotation, molecular function: zinc ion binding; sequence-specific DNA binding; DNA-binding transcription factor activity, RNA polymerase II-specific. The coding region runs from base 255 to 2444 and encodes 729 amino acids. The transcript is spliced from 5 exons.